AGAAAAAAAAACACCGCUGCCCGCUACCGGGCACCUUGCAAUUUGCUGGAUUCUUCAUCUUACUAUUCCUCCUGGGUUUAUGGUUCAUACUCACAUCCAUUGGCAGGAGAAAUCUCAUCAUUGACUUAAAUGAGGACAUGUAUGAGUUCUAUAUCUACCGUUACCUUCAGCGCAAGAGCACUCUGGAUGAAAUCUAUAUUCGCCUCAAGGACCAAAAAACCGCACAAGGAAAGUUUUACUAUAAAUUGAUCCUGAAUGGAACUUACAUUGAAGUACUAAGUCUGACUGGCAUCAAAUUCUCCAGCAAUCAAGAGAAACUUGAAAAGUUAGGAAUGAGACUGGCCUCGAAGUUGAACCUGAACUACUUUGAUUGUGUGGAUAUAUCGAGGAAACAUGUCAUCAGGCAUUGGCCUCAGUACAAACCAGACGAUAAAAAGAAGAAAAAGGGUUGGGCUUCAUUUGUAUAAGGACAAGCCUCUAAUUAAAAAAAAAAGUCUGUGUUGCUUAUACAAGGAAUGUCAUUACUAUUGUUUGGAAUGAAAUCUCCGUUUUCAUUACUUUGUUUUCCCCGAGACUCCUAAACUACCCGAAGAAUGAGUGUGUUCACGAUCCAGAGAAAUAGGAAAAUAUCUGUUUCCUGAUCCUCUGCUGAGAACCCAUUCUCAAAAAUCUUGGAUCCUUCUUGUAGUUUGGCAGGUGGGACGUGAAUUACCAAGAAAGACAGACAUUUGGGCAAUAAAUGCUGAGCAGCCAGUGACACCGCCCCCACAAAUGAAUAAACAAAAUAGGAAAAGCAAAGCAUUUAAUAUUUCAAGUGUGCUCUCACCAAACUCCUGUAUAAUUGUAGCACGACUCCCUCAUUUCUGUGCUCCAAACCUCUUACAAUAAAGGUUAAUGUG
Molecule: messenger RNA, 899 nt
Organism: Chiloscyllium plagiosum (whitespotted bambooshark)
Lineage: Eukaryota; Metazoa; Chordata; Chondrichthyes; Orectolobiformes; Hemiscylliidae
Source: RefSeq, a predicted model, not a curated record